AUGUCUCUCCCUAAAGAUGUGAAUUAUAACAAUCCAUACAUCCUGCAAAUGCCAGAGCUGGUUAUGAAACAAAUUCUGGAACAUGUCGAUUUUGUAUCCAUAUUAAAACUCCGCAAAGUGUGUCAUGCAUUUCGAAAUUUCAUCGAUGACAACAAAUCUGGAGGUGUUAUUAAGAAAAUAUUGAUCAGAGUCAUGCCAGACGCUCUACGGGUAAAAUUAACAACAAAAGAUGAUUUCUACCCAAAAUGUGAAAUUGUAUACAUGGAAAAAAGCGAUGGAUGUUUUAUCGCAAUGUACAAAGGUGUGAAUACAACAGGCAAGUACUUCAAGAAUGGAAAAUUUUUUGGUUUUUUCACUGAAGAUUUUGGAUUCCUUCUGAGAAACCAGAACAUGGAAAUGGAGGAGAUCGAAGUCAUGAUUUGCACAAAAGCUUAG
Molecule: messenger RNA, 435 nt
Organism: Caenorhabditis remanei
Lineage: Eukaryota; Metazoa; Nematoda; Chromadorea; Rhabditida; Rhabditidae
Exons: 2
Coding region: 1-435 (144 amino acids)
Biological process (GO): innate immune response
Molecular function (GO): protein binding
Source: RefSeq, a predicted model, not a curated record